Molecule: messenger RNA, 792 nt
Organism: Candidozyma pseudohaemuli
Lineage: Eukaryota; Fungi; Ascomycota; Pichiomycetes; Serinales; Metschnikowiaceae
Gene: MEC3
Product: Mec3p
Exons: 1
Coding region: 1-792 (263 amino acids)
Biological process (GO): meiotic DNA integrity checkpoint signaling; telomere maintenance; double-strand break repair via homologous recombination
Cellular component (GO): checkpoint clamp complex; site of double-strand break
Source: RefSeq, a predicted model, not a curated record
AUGCUGGCCAUCUUCAACGAGAUCGAGAUUCAAAGUCUUCGAAAUGACGUGGUGCUUUUGGAGAUAAACAUUGAGCUAUUUCUUCAAACACUCAAGAACUUUGAAAAGGCUGACAGUCAUGACUUGAGCAUUAGGCUUCAGAGGAAGGAGGCGUCAGCGGAUGGUACUACCAGUGGGGGAGGCAGAACGGCUUCUUUGGCUCUCUACUACUCAGAUCUCACUACCACAGCCAACACAAUUAAUCAUACCUUUAGAAUUCCCGUCAAGAUUCUCAAAGGAUCCUCAGAUCUACUACAGGAGCCUGAGCUUCCUAAAGUGGACCUCAUGAUGCGUCUACCCAACGAGUUUUCUUCCACAUACAAGCGUCUUGAUAAGUUCAAGAAGAAUCUAGCGAGCGAUCUAGUCACUAUCAAGGCGAGUAGAAGACGAGGGGGCUACUUGGGCUUCGUUCUUCACGAAGAGGGUAAGUUUAGAGUGACGAUUCGGUGGAACGAUAAAUUGGAUGUCCAGAAGCCAAAAGUCCCUGACUUAGACACUGACAGCCUUCGAGCCCAGGCACUUGCUGAGCCACAAGACGACGAUUGCGAUCAAGAUGAUUCGGAAGACACGGAAGUCGUGGUCAAGCUCAAAGAUUGGAAAAUGGCAUCCAAGAUUGUCAGCACCUGCAAAACCAUCAUAUUUCUCAUGUGCCACCAGGAGGCGUGUGUGCUACAUUGCUUACUCGACGACACUGACGACGUUGAGGUACUUUACUAUCUUAGUGGGGUCAAGAUCAGGGAUAUGGAGGAUUAG